Molecule: messenger RNA, 1786 nt
Organism: Cicer arietinum (chickpea)
Lineage: Eukaryota; Viridiplantae; Streptophyta; Magnoliopsida; Fabales; Fabaceae
Product: pentatricopeptide repeat-containing protein At5g09450, mitochondrial
Cellular component (GO): mitochondrion
Molecular function (GO): protein binding
Source: RefSeq, a predicted model, not a curated record
UAAUCUAAAUAAAAUAUGGAUAACCGGCCCAACAACCAUUUUCUCAUUCACUCACUAACUCACCCAAUUCGGUUCGCAACUCAGUCUCUCUUAAACCAAACCAAACCACAAAAAAUAAAAUCAAACCUCUAUCUCUCAUAUCUGAAAUGUGUAAACCUCUAUCAAAUCAAAUGGAACAAAUAACAGUUGUAAGUUAAUAAUAACAAAGGAUCAUCAAUCAGGUGAUAACGCCGUCAGUCAAUGGCGUUCCGCUCUCUCUUUCAAUCUCUCACACGAAACAGCGGUUUAGUCAACAAUGCUCAUCACCAUCACCGUUCACAUUCUCUCCUCAACGCAUCGAGAUUUGUGUCUUCGGGUGCUGUGACCAGUGAUUAUGUGGAAGAGACUCCAAACUCUGCUGAGGGUGAUGAUGACCUAAGGAGCAGAAUCUUGAGGCUCAGACUCCCCAAGCGAAGUGCCACCAAUGUUCUUCAGAAAUGGAUUCUCCAAGGGAAUUCUAUUCCGGUUUCUGAGCUUCGUGAUAUAUCUAAAGAGCUUAGAAGUUCUCAGCGUUAUAAACACGCUUUGGAGAUAUCGGAAUGGAUGGUUACUCAUAAAGAAUACGAGUUAUCAGACUCUGAUUAUGCAGAUCGCAUAGAUUUGUUGACCAAGGUUUUCGGCAUUGAUGCUGCAGAGCGCUACUUUGAGGCUUUACCGCUUUCCACAAAGACAUGCGAGACUUACACGGCCCUUCUGCACUGUUUUGCAGGAGCAAGAAUGACUGAAAAGGCCGAAGAACUAUAUCAAAGGAUAAAAGAUUCAAACCUCCCAUUUGAUGCCCUUACUUACAACGAAAUGAUGACCCUUUACAUGUCGGUUGGGCAAGUUGAAAAGGUCCCGUCAGUUGUUGAAGAUCUCAAACAACAAAAGGUUGUCCCAGAUAUCUUUACUUAUAAUCUAUGGAUAAGUUCAUGUGCUGCAGCUCUUAAUAUCGAUGAAGUUAAAAGGAUUCUUGAAGAAAUGAGUAAUGUUGCUGGUUCUGAUGAAAGUUGGAUGAGAUAUUUGAACCUGGUCAACAUUUAUGUUAAUGUGGGUAAUCUUGAUAGUGCAAGUUCCAACUCACUCGUCGAGACUGAGAAAAGGAUCACGCAAAGUCAAUGGAUAACAUACGAUUUCUUGGUCAUUCUUUAUGGUGGUUUGGGUGAAAAGGAUAAACUUGAUCAGAUAUGGAAUUCAUUGAGAAUGACUAAACAGAAAAUGAUUAGCAGAAAUUAUAUCUGUAUUAUUUCUGCUUAUCUAAUUCUUGAUCAUGCAAAAGAAGCAGGUGACGUUAUCGAUCAAUGGAAACAAUCGACUACCACAGAUUUUGAUACGCAUGCUUGUAAAAGGAUUGUGGAUGGUUUUAAGGACAUUGGAUUGGAUGAAGUAGCCAACAACUUGAAUAUGAUUAUCAUUGAGAAGAACCUCAAUCCGGAAAAUAACUAACUCGCAGUUAUUUAGAAAUGAACCUGAUUUUGAAUAUACAGAUUUGAGAUUAAAAUUGCAACCUUCAGCAGGAAAUUAUGUAUGUUUCAUUUGCAAUUUGCUAAUACAUCGCAAAUGAAUAACCUGCAAUGUAAGAUUCUAUUGCUUUUAUGGAUGUGUUCUCUAUUGCUAAUAACUUUUUUUUUUGUUUCACUUGGCUAGCAUCUUUGUUGUGAGUUAUUCUUGUCUGGUCAUGAGACCAAAUGCUUAGUGUUUAGGUAUACACAAAAGAGACACCUUUUUUUACAUAUCAACAAAAAUAAAAUCAAUUUUUUUAUUAUUA